Molecule: messenger RNA, 1484 nt
Organism: Limulus polyphemus (Atlantic horseshoe crab)
Lineage: Eukaryota; Metazoa; Arthropoda; Merostomata; Xiphosura; Limulidae
Product: regulator of microtubule dynamics protein 1-like
Exons: 9
Coding region: 137-1300 (387 amino acids)
Cellular component (GO): spindle microtubule; mitotic spindle pole; cytoplasm
Molecular function (GO): microtubule binding
Source: RefSeq, a predicted model, not a curated record
CUCCUGGAGUAAUUGAAUUGUCGAUGUGGUUUGUUUAGUGUAUGGAUAUGACUAUGUUGUUACGGGUAUUAAAUGUAAAUAGUAGUGUGUUAGGACAUCGUAGUGUUGGAUGAUUUGAGGAAAAAUAGAAUAAAAUAUGGAGGCAGUUUUGAGAGAUAGAUGGACAGUAAUAGCAGCUUUAGGUGCAGGAGUCGUUGUAGGUGUCAGCGGGAUUUAUAUGUACUACAAACUUAAUAGGAGUGUCACGCAAGAGUUAUCUAAUUUAGCUGGUACUAUUGAAAGUUUAAAACGGGAGAUCGAGGAAUUAAAAGCCAACCAUUUAGACCAAAGCAGUCACACUCCUCUAGCAAUACAAUCAAUAGCUGCAGCUCCACCGAGUUCCGUCUCAAGCAUAAGCGUAAAACUUGAAAAGACGAGUGAUAAAAGAAGUGUCCUAUCUCACUGUCAUCUUCUUUCAGGAAACAGUUCAGCCUCAGACGAGACAGAUGAAGUAUAUUAUGAUUUUACUGAUGCAGAAGAAGGUCUUGAUUCAUGGGCCACAGUUAGUAAGCCAUUUGACCAAGCCAAGGAUGAGAUUAAGAGCGAUGCAGAUUGGAUUGAAGAAAUUGACCUAAUGUUGGAUGGGGAUGCUUCUCAGAAAGAAGAGGCUUAUACAGUGCUGUUUGCAAGAAAAGCAGAGUUUAAAAACAAAGCAGAGAUAUUGUGGAGGCUUGCAAAAGCUGCCCAUCUUUGUGGAAUAAUUGCUGAAAAAAGACAUGAUCUAGAGAAGAAAAAGGAAUUAGUAAAAGAAGCUUUUAACUAUGCAAGCUCAGCAUUAGAAGCUGACUCAUCAGAUCCAGAAGUCCACAAAUGGUAUGCUAUCACUGUGGGAAGCUUGUCCAAUUAUGGAGGCCUCCAUGAGAAAGUGAAAAAUGGAUAUUCUUUCAAACAACAUGUAGAUCUUGCUGUGGAACUCAAGCCAGACGAUCCAACUCUACAUCAUAUGCUUGGAAGGUGGUGUUAUGAGAUUGCUAUGUUGACAUGGUGGGAAAGAAAAAUUGCAUCAACUUUGGGAAGCCCACCACCAGAAUCAACCUAUCAAGAAGCUCGACAACACUUGUUAGAGGCUCACCAACUAAAACCUGGAUGGAAAGAAAACAUGCUUUUCAUUGCUAAGACUUACAUUGGAGAAGGGAAUUACCCUCAGGCAUUAUCCUGGAUAGACAGAGCAAUCAUGGGUUCAUGUGUGAGAGAAGAUGAUGAACUGGCCCAGUCAGAGCUGCUUACUCUCCAGAACAGUUAUGAAAAGUACAGAUCAUGAAUACGAAACAACAUUCUUGUUAGCUAAGAAUAUCAAUACUUAUUGAAUCUCAGUUGAUAAAACAAAACAAAAUAAACUAAACAGGACAAGUGUAUUAAUCCUUUCUGGGCUAUAUAGCUAUAUAUAUAUAUAUAUAUAUAUAUGUGUGUGUUGGUAAUGGUAAUUUGAUAUUUUAAUUUGUUAU